This is a messenger RNA of Histoplasma mississippiense, 165 nucleotides long. RefSeq lists its product with no specific name. The record is from RefSeq and is a predicted model, not a curated record. NCBI's taxonomy places the organism in Eukaryota, Fungi, Ascomycota, Eurotiomycetes, Onygenales, Ajellomycetaceae. The coding region runs from base 1 to 165 and encodes 54 amino acids. The transcript is spliced from 4 exons.
AUGACCUGGCUGUGUGCAGCUUACACAACCUUACACAGCUCUAACUUUGUCUAUUUCAGUUACAACCACUCUAUAAUCAGUCUAAUUACACUGUUGAAUCUUAAUACCAUGUAUUUUCAAUACACUGUGCAAGGUCAUUUCAUUGUAGACCCAACCAUCAAUUGA